AUGGCUCCUAUAAUAUCAAUAUCCCAAGGCGAGCGCUCGUCUGACAAGCCCGUCCCCAGAGGACCCAAAUCUCCAGCCCGGGCUGCGCAGAUCCAGGCGCAGAAUCGAAGGCGAGAGUAUCUCGCCCGGCAUCCCUCUUACUUUCAGAACCUUGAGCAUGAGCUCGCUGAUUCUGUGCUAUAUGAGCGGCUAAUCAAGAGGUUCCAAACAGCUUCAGAGCGUGAGGCUGAGGGUAAAGCAAAAGGCUAUGGCCGGACGCUGGAGGCUGAUCUACAACGAGGGGAAUCCAAACUCACACAGCUCAAAAAAGGCGACGGAGUCGAAAAUCUAAUCGGCGAUCUUGAACAUCCCUGGGAGAAGCCAGCCGCCGACAAGGCUAAUGGUAUAUGCUUAUGGCAUGCCUUCCUUGAAGAGCGCUUCGUCCAUGGUCUGGACGAUGAUUUCGACUAUAGGUCAAUCGACACUGAUGAAGAUCUCGAUACCAUGCUCAGACGAGACGCUCAAGAUGCGUGGUUCGACGAUGAAGAACCAAGCUGGGUUGACGAGGAUGAACCGUCGUUACAAAGACGGCAGGGCGAAACGGGCGUUCAGGACUUUUAG
Fusarium poae is the source of this 600-nucleotide messenger RNA. RefSeq lists its product as uncharacterized. The transcript has 2 exons. Lineage: Eukaryota; Fungi; Ascomycota; Sordariomycetes; Hypocreales; Nectriaceae. The coding region runs from base 1 to 600 and encodes 199 amino acids. The record is from RefSeq and is a predicted model, not a curated record.